AGUCCAAGGAGAGUCUCUCUCUGAGGAGGAAGCAGCUCCCUGGACACGUCUGCAGUUGAGGACGCUGGAAUUUGGAAGAAGAUGGAGAAGAACCCCCGCUCCCAGGCCAACCAAGGCCCGCUGCUGAGCCUGCGCAGGAGGCAAAGUGUGACUGAUGAGGCAGGGAGGAGCGGCCAGCAGAUGGAGAGGGCCAGGAUCUUCGCUCUGCCAAGGGAGCCCUCUCCAUCCCACGCCUCCUCCUCAUCCUGCUCCUCACAGGCACCCCUCAAGCUGCCACCAGUGCACCUCGGGCAGCCAAAGGCGGGACCCAAAAAUCUCCAACUACGCACGGUCCCAGAGGUGCAGCCCCGGCAGCCGCAGGCAGCGCCGCAGGGCAGCCGCAGCCAGGCCCUGUCCCUCUGUGGGGACAGACUGCCACCGCUGUCACCACUGCCACCUGUGCCACGGCCGCCAUCACUGCCCCGCCUGCUGAGCCCCAGGGACAACGAGAGCCGGGGCACAGAGCUGGGCAGUGCAGGGGAGAAGGGGCCGCAGCCCUGCAGCCCCUGUUCUCCGCAGCCAUACACCCCCCUGCCCAGGGUGAUCCUGCCCCGGCUCUGGGUCGGUCGGGAGGACGCAUUCUAUAUAUCCCCGAGCCAACAGACUCUGCCUGUGCCACCCAUCCACACGGGGGCUGCAGCCAUGGAGCACAGCCUCAGGGGCACAGCACCAGAGAAACAGAAUAAGGACAGCAAACAUACCAAAACGGAAAACAGCAGUUACAAGAGUCUCUUCCAAGUGUUAGAAGAGUUCGAGCCCUUACAAGAGGACAGCGAGAGUGAGCAGGAGCUGUCCCAGGUAGAGGAGGCCACUGAAGUUUAUUCAGAGGACAGCUCAAGUGACCAGCAGCUGUCCCCAGUGGAAGAGGACAUUGAAGUCGCUCCAGAGGACACCACGAGUGACAAGGAGCUGUCCCCAGAAGAAGAGGAUAUUGAGGCCAUUCCAGAGGACAGCAGGACUGACAAGGAGCUGACCCCAGAGGAAGAGGCCAUUGAGGUCACUCCAGAGGACAGCAGGAGUGACAAGGAGCUGUCCCCAGGGAAAGAGGCCAUUGAGGUCACUCCAGAGGACAGCAGGAGUGACAAGGAGCUGUCCCCAGGGGAAGAGGCCAUUGAGGUAAUUUCGGCAGACAGCAAAAGUGACCAGGACCUCUUCCAAGUAGAAGAGGCCAUCGUGGUCGUUCCAAAGGACAAGCCAUGCGAUGAGGAGCUGUCCUCAGUGGAACAGGCCAUUAAGGUUGGUCCAGAGGACAGCGCAAGCGAUCAGGAGCUGUCCAGAGCUGCAGAGGUCAUCGAGCUCUUCCCAGGGGACAGCAAGAGUGUCAAGGAGCUGUCCCCACCUGAAGAAGAUCAUGAAGAAGAGGCAUCCCAAGGAGAGAGUGAGAGUGACAAAGAACUGCCCCAAGGGGAUUCCUACAAGGAUGAGAGCCUUUCCCCAGAAUAUGUCAAAUUUGAAACAGAGCCAUGCUUUGGGGAAGACUCUGAUCUCCCAGACAUGUCCUCAUGGGAAGCAUAUGACAGCAAACUGCUCUCCCUGUGGGAAGAAUGUGAGCAGAAGGAGCUGAAGAGGAGGGCCCUGCUCAGUGAUGUGGACAGAGAGUCAAGCUUGUCACUUGAACUGCCAGACUUGCAGGAAAUGUCGAGGCAUCAGAAGGUGCUGGAAUGGCUGGAACCCAAUGUCCUCAAUGAUUAUGGCUCUGAAGAGGCGGAAGAGACUGAAGCUUGCAUAUUCCAGAGGCUGUCCAAAGUGAAAAGGCGCAAGGAGAAGCUGGAGCCCCGACAGAAAGAGCUCUUGGGCACAGAGGUGGCAGCAGAGGCAGCCCCUACCCUGCCCAGUGCCUCUCGUGCCCUAUGGAGUCCCACAGACUCCGAGCUGGCAGCUGUGCCCCCAAGCAGAGCUACCGAGGAGGUGGAGGAGCCUCCCCAGGCUCUGGCUGCCCUGCGCGGGCAGCCGGCCGCCCCCAGGAAACGCCCCUCCCGCUUCAGGCGGGCGCUGCAGGCGCUGCAGGGGCUGUUCCGCUGGCCCUGCCUGAGGCCACGGCCCGAGGAGUGA
This is a messenger RNA of Oenanthe melanoleuca, 2091 nucleotides long. Its product is annotated as transcription factor TFIIIB component B'' homolog. The record is from RefSeq and is a predicted model, not a curated record. NCBI's taxonomy places the organism in Eukaryota, Metazoa, Chordata, Aves, Passeriformes, Muscicapidae. The transcript has 3 exons. Bases 82 to 2091 code for a protein of 669 amino acids.